GGAAAAUGUCAUAAUUAUAAGAAUCGAUACUACUCGAUUAUGUUAAUUUUACAUGUUUGGCACUUCCCUCGGUCUUUGAAUCGCUGCAGCGCGAAAAUAUCCCAGAAAAAAAUACGGUUCUGAAAGGUGCUGCAGGCAGUGCAUGUGCCAAGGGGAUCUUACUUUGUCGUUUAUUUAUUUUGUAAUGGGCCCAUCUAGCUUGAUUAUAAUCAGCGGUUAAUUUGUGCAAGGCCGCUUAAUUUAUAGCUAACUAGAAAUGUGAAGGGUCAAUUACCAUUCAGAUCAGACGUCGUUAAAUAGAGGUUAGCGGGCUUGGUAGGUCCAUAGUUACCCAAGUAGUAGUAUACCUAUACCAAAGGAAAGAAGACUGAAACGGCUUCCAAAAUGGGAGAUGAAAAAGUGCAAAUGCGGAAACAGUUAGGGCUCCUAGAGGGGGUGGCAAUAAUAUUGGGGAUCAUAUUUGGCAGUGGUAUUUUUAUAACUCCUAAAGAAGUCUUGGAGAAAACUGGUUCGGUAUGGGGAUCUCUGACGGUGUGGACCCUGUGCGGAGGCAUGGCGACGCUAGGAGCUUUAUCCUAUGCAGAAUUGGGGACUACACUGCUGCAGAGUGGUGGCGACUACCACUACAUCAAUGAAGCCUAUGGACCUUUGCCUGCUUUUCUGUACCUUUGGGACGCUAUCUUCGUGUUUGUCCCAAGCACGAAUGCAAUCAUGUCGCUGACGUUUGCGAACAACAUCCUGAGCCCAAUAUUUCCAACGUGUCCCAUCAAUCAAAUGGCUAAGAAGCUGUUAGCUGCCGUCACUAUAUGUUUCCUGACUUUCAUAAACGCUUACAACGUGAGGUUCACAACUCGGCUACAGAAUGUGUUUAUGUUCACCAAGAUCACGGCUCUCGUCAUCAUAAUAGGCGCGGGGAUCAUUUACAUUUGUAAAGGAGGAACUGAGCACUUUGAAGAUGGUUGGGAAGGGACUGCAACAUCGGCUGGAGAUUGGUCUGUGGGCAUAUACUCUGGAAUAUUUGCUUACUCUGGAUGGAACUACUUGAACUUCAUGACGGAAGAGCUAAGAGACCCGUACAAGAACCUGCCCCGAGCCAUCUACGUGUCCCUGCCUCUGGUGACCAGUAUCUACCUGCUAGCUAACGUGUCCUACCUGGCUGUGCUUGGGCCUAACGGAGUGAGGGCCACCGAAGCCAUCGCUGUGGACUUUGCGAUCGCGAUCCUCGGCUUCAUGCGGUGGGUGAUGCCCGUACUGGUUUCCAUGGCGACCAUGGGCGGGCUGACGGUGCACAUCAUGACGUCAUCGCGCAUGUGCUUCGCGGGCGCUAGGAAUGGACACAUGCCUGAGCUUCUGGCGCAUAUCAACAUGAAAUCUAUGACGCCGGUGCCCUCGCUUAUCUUUCUGAUGCUGGUCUCGCUAGUGAUGCUGAUCCCCGACAACUUGACGACGCUGAUCACGUACUGCACCGUAGUGGAGUCGUUCUUCACCACGCUUAGUUGCAGCGCCGUGCUGUGGCUGCGGUACAAGAAGCCCGACCUGCCGCGCCCUAUUAAGGUCCAGACGUGGAUCCCGGUGACGUUCGUGGUGGUGUCGACGAUCCUGAUGGUGGUGCCCAUUCUGAGCGAGCCAGUAGCGGUGGUGGCGGGCGCGCUCAUCACCUUCGCCGGCGUGCCCGUCUACUGGGCGUUUGUGCGCGCCAAACCGCGCGUCGUGCGCGACUUGUCCACAAAAUUCACACACACAUGCCAAAAAUUGUUCCUGUCGGCGGUCGAAGAAAAAGAUGACUAAAGCGUAUCAUUAAGAUCUGAAAACUGCUAAAGGAAUCUCACAGGAAUCUGCGGUUUAUAAGGUUUUUCGUUUUAUUUUUAUGAAUAGUUACAGUAGAUGUACACUGGUCAAUCUGGUCAUCACAAAAACCGACCAUCCCGCGACAAGGACUUUCAAACGUAUGCAUUUCCACUUCUCACAAAUGGUGGCACCAUUUGAAAGCCUAGUUCUAAAGUUCAUUUCAUUAAAAGAAAGGUUUUUACCCCAAAAAUGUGUAUUUAGAAGGAUCCAGAGUCACUUCUUCAAAAAAUGGGUAGUUAGGCUUGAGCCAACUUUUAUGGUUUUAAUACUGUUAAGUUGGGAUUAAUCGCUAUCCAUCUGUUAAAGAGGACACGCGAGAUCAUUAUUUGGUUUUAUAACCAUAAAAAUUGGUCUAAUUGAUCCCAGAGGUGAGCCCAAAGUUAGGUCUUUUUUCAAGUCACAUUUAUUGUAUGUUUCAAUAUGUUA
This is a messenger RNA of Ostrinia nubilalis (European corn borer), 2274 nucleotides long. It is a transcript of the gene gb, whose product is annotated as Y+L amino acid transporter 2. Gene Ontology annotation, biological process: amino acid transmembrane transport. The transcript has 10 exons. Lineage: Eukaryota; Metazoa; Arthropoda; Insecta; Lepidoptera; Crambidae. The coding region runs from base 385 to 1788 and encodes 467 amino acids. Gene Ontology annotation, cellular component: membrane. Gene Ontology annotation, molecular function: L-amino acid transmembrane transporter activity. The record is from RefSeq and is a predicted model, not a curated record.